GAUGAAUGUACAAACGGUCCUAAUGACUGUGAUGUGAACUUUGAAUGUGUCAACACUCCUGGAAGCUUUACAUGUGAAUGUCCAACUGGAUAUGAAAUUAAUGAAGGAAACUGUGAAGAUAUCAAUGAGUGUAUCAGUGGUGAUCACAAUUGUGACGAAGACGCCAACUUCAUGUGCUCCAACACUCCAGGGAGCUUUGAAUGCUUGUGUUUGCCUGGCUAUAAAAUGGAUGAAGAAGGUGGCUGUGCAGCUAUGCAACCAUUCUCGUUGCAAUGGAUAAGACGUAUCAGUGGAAGACUGUUAGGAAGAUUGCUAGACAGAAUUCAUAGACCAGCUGCAGAGGAAGAUGAUAGUUUUCUUCGAUAAUUCCUCCUAUAUACUCAUCAUAUUAUCAUCAUGAUGAUGCUUCAUCACCACAAGUUUGUUUUAUGUGUGAGAGAGUGUGUGUGUGUGAGGAAGGCAGCGGAGCUCCAUCUGGAGGAAGAGAGAAAGAGUCUGAGGG
This is a messenger RNA of Geodia barretti, 502 nucleotides long. The record is from the annotation of a GenBank genome assembly. Lineage: Eukaryota; Metazoa; Porifera; Demospongiae; Tetractinellida; Geodiidae.